AUGUCUCACCACUUCCAUAGUGAAUGGUUUUCUUCUGCAUUCCAAGGAUCCGAAGUGAAUGCACCGAAUAUAUGUCCACGAUCGUCUCUUGCCACCAUUAUACAAGGUGAGCGAUCACGCAGUCUCGAGAAAAAUGUCUUUAUACUGAUACCAUUCUUUAGUGUGCUGUAUGCCAAUUCUAAAAUAUCAUCGUUAUGUCUCAAUGGUAAAUGA
Messenger RNA from Heterostelium album PN500, 213 nucleotides. RefSeq lists its product as uncharacterized. The coding region runs from base 1 to 213 and encodes 70 amino acids. NCBI's taxonomy places the organism in Eukaryota, Evosea, Eumycetozoa, Acytosteliales, Acytosteliaceae. The transcript has a single exon. The record is from RefSeq and is a predicted model, not a curated record.